CUCCCACCGGCUCGCCCUUCCCCGCAGGACUGCCACCCGCCCCUCCGCCCCAGCCCUGUUCUCUCCCCGCCGAGCCGCGGCGGCCGCAGCAGCAGCAGGAGGAGGAGCCGGAGCCCGGGGGCGGCGGUGGCCGGGGAGCCCAUGGCGUACAGUCAGGGAGGCGGCAAGAAGAAAGUCUGCUACUACUACGAUGGUGAUAUUGGAAAUUAUUAUUAUGGACAGGGUCAUCCCAUGAAACCUCAUAGAAUCCGCAUGACCCAUAACUUGCUGCUAAAUUAUGGCUUAUAUAGAAAAAUGGAAAUAUACAGGCCCCAUAAAGCCACUGCUGAAGAAAUGACAAAAUACCACAGUGAUGAGUACAUCAAAUUUCUGCGUUCAAUAAGACCAGAUAACAUGUCUGAGUAUAGUAAGCAGAUGCAGAGAUUUAAUGUUGGAGAGGACUGUCCAGUGUUUGAUGGACUCUUUGAGUUUUGUCAGCUCUCAACUGGUGGCUCAGUUGCUGGGGCUGUGAAAUUAAACCGACAACAAACUGAUAUGGCUGUUAAUUGGGCUGGAGGAUUACAUCAUGCUAAGAAAUCAGAAGCAUCAGGAUUCUGUUAUGUUAAUGAUAUUGUGCUUGCCAUCCUUGAAUUACUAAAAUAUCAUCAGAGGGUCUUAUAUAUUGACAUUGAUAUUCAUCAUGGUGAUGGUGUUGAAGAAGCUUUUUAUACAACAGAUCGUGUAAUGACUGUAUCAUUCCAUAAAUAUGGGGAAUACUUUCCUGGAACAGGAGAUUUGAGGGAUAUUGGUGCAGGAAAAGGCAAAUACUAUGCUGUCAAUUUUCCAAUGAGAGAUGGUAUAGAUGAUGAGUCAUAUGGGCAGAUAUUUAAGCCUAUUAUCUCGAAAGUGAUGGAGAUGUAUCAGCCUAGUGCUGUGGUGUUACAGUGUGGUGCAGACUCACUGUCCGGUGAUAGGCUUGGUUGCUUCAAUCUGACAGUCAAAGGUCAUGCUAAAUGUGUAGAAGUUGUAAAAACUUUCAAUUUACCGUUACUGAUGCUUGGGGGAGGCGGAUACACAAUCCGUAAUGUCGCUCGAUGUUGGACAUAUGAGACUGCAGUUGCCCUUGAUUGUGAGAUUCCCAAUGAAUUGCCCUAUAAUGAUUACUUUGAGUAUUUUGGACCGGACUUCAAACUGCAUAUUAGUCCUUCAAACAUGACAAACCAGAACACUCCAGAAUAUAUGGAAAAAAUAAAACAGCGUUUAUUUGAAAAUUUACGCAUGUUACCUCAUGCGCCUGGUGUCCAAAUGCAAGCUAUUCCAGAAGAUGCUGUUCAUGAAGACAGUGGAGAUGAAGAUGGAGAAGAUCCAGACAAGAGAAUUUCUAUUAGAGCAUCAGACAAACGGAUAGCUUGUGAUGAAGAAUUCUCAGAUUCUGAGGACGAGGGAGAAGGAGGUCGUAGAAAUGUGGCUGAUCAUAAGAAAGGAGCAAAGAAAGCUAGAAUUGAAGAAGACAAGAAAGAAACAGAGGACAAAAAAACAGAUGUUAAGGAAGAAGAUAAAUCCAAGGACAAUAGUGGUGAAAAAACAGAUACCAAAGGAGCCAAAUCAGAACAGCUCAGCAACCCUUGAAUUUGAGAGUCUCACCAAUUUCAGAAAAAAGUGAGAAAAUAUUGGAAAGAAAAAUGUUUUCUUUUUGAAGACUUCUGGCUUCAUUUUAUACUACUUUGGCAUGGACUAUAUUUAUUUUCAAAAAUGGCUUUUUUUGUUUUUGUUUUUCUUGGCAAGUUUUAUGGUGAGUUUUCUAAUUAUGAAGCAAAAUUUCUUUUCUCCACCAUGCUUUAUGUGAUAGUAUUUAAAAUUGAUGUGAGUUAUUAUGUCAAAAAACUGAUCUAUUAAAGAAGUAUUGGCCUUUCUGAGCUGAUUUUUCCAUCUUUUGUAAUUAUCUUUAUUAAAAAAUUGUACUUGGA
Diceros bicornis minor is the source of this 1946-nucleotide messenger RNA. RefSeq names its product histone deacetylase 2 (gene HDAC2). The coding region runs from base 142 to 1608 and encodes 488 amino acids. The record is from RefSeq and is a predicted model, not a curated record. Gene Ontology annotation, molecular function: histone deacetylase activity. The transcript is spliced from 14 exons. Lineage: Eukaryota; Metazoa; Chordata; Mammalia; Perissodactyla; Rhinocerotidae.